Messenger RNA from Colius striatus (speckled mousebird), 1351 nucleotides. RefSeq names its product transcription factor 24 (gene TCF24). Gene Ontology annotation, molecular function: DNA-binding transcription factor activity, RNA polymerase II-specific; RNA polymerase II transcription regulatory region sequence-specific DNA binding; protein dimerization activity. The record is from RefSeq and is a predicted model, not a curated record. The coding region runs from base 84 to 581 and encodes 165 amino acids. The transcript is spliced from 3 exons. Lineage: Eukaryota; Metazoa; Chordata; Aves; Coliiformes; Coliidae. Gene Ontology annotation, biological process: developmental process; regulation of transcription by RNA polymerase II.
GUGAAAGUCGGGAUCUGCGACGCCUCCAAGGGCUGCGUGGCUGAGGACAGCGGCUCAGGCCCCUCCCCGCUGGGAAGUCACCGAUGGACUGCGGACGCUUGGCAGAGAGCAGCGAGGAGAGACCCGUCCCGGGUGCGGAGCCCGGUUCCCCGCCGCGUCCCGCUGCCGGCAGCAGCUGCUGCCCGCCGUCGGUGGCCGGGCAGCGCGCCGGGGCCCCCGCGGGCAGGCCCGCUGCCGCUAACGCCGCUCGGGAGCGCAGCCGGGUUCAGACCCUGCGCCACGCCUUCCUCGAGCUGCAGAAGACUCUGCCCUCCGUGCCGCCGGACACCAAGCUCUCCAAGCUGGAUGUGCUCCUCCUGGCCACCACCUAUAUCGCACACCUCACUCGCAGCCUUCAGGAUGAGGAAGAGUCGCCGGGAGAGAACUUGAGUACCCUGCGAGGGGAUGGAUACCUCCACCCUGUCAAGAAGUGGCCGAUGCGUUCCCGGUUAUACAUCGGAGCCACGGGACAGUUUUUGACUCAUUCGGCGCAAGGAGACGGCGCGAACCAAGGAGAAACAUCAACAGCUUCACAAAUCUAAUCGCCUCGCUUUGAAAACAAUAAUUAAAAACUUAUUUAUUAAUCACACCUUAUAUAUAUUUAACUUAAAACUUAUCUACAGACAAACUGUAAUUCCAGAAAUACUGUCUGUAGAGGAGAAGGAAUCAAAUCUUAAAUGUAAUUAAUACCUCAUUAAGUUAAUGGGACGUAUCAUGGGUUUUUAUCAUAGAGGAGACUGCAGGGCUCUGAGCUCAGGGGCUGGGAGAAGGUGAGUGCAGCCAGCACUAACAUGAAGGGCAGCCACAGAGGCAGAGCUGCUGGUGGCAUUGGUAACCCCAGCCCCUCGGGGACAAGUGGGGAAGGGGUUACAACAGAGGGAGAUGCAGAACUGGCCAAGGGCAGCGCAGUCCAGGCUGAGGUGGAAGGCAAAGUCUAAGAAUCACGGUUGACAUCCUGCAUGUGCUGUCUUUGCUGCUCAAAGUUGAUGGCAGAAAUCCCACUGACCACAGUCCUCGGGUUGGGGCUUCAUCUGACCCAUCAUCUGAAAUGUAGGCCAUUACUCCUCAAAACAUGGAUGCACGUUCACCUCCAGUAAAAAAUGUGCUGAGAUCUGUCCUGCGUGCCGAGGGUGCAAUGCGCUACAACCACAAACCACUCUGCCGUUACUUCUUGUAGUGAUUCCUGCGGUUGCUUUGCAUGUUACGGGGUUUAAUAUGUGUUGCAGCGUUACCCCAGUGCAGCUACUGCUCUGCUCCAGGUCCCUUAUCUUGUCCUUUAGCAGGUUCGUGCAUUGAAGCAAAUAAACCCGAA